Molecule: messenger RNA, 1020 nt
Organism: Triticum urartu
Lineage: Eukaryota; Viridiplantae; Streptophyta; Magnoliopsida; Poales; Poaceae
Source: RefSeq, a predicted model, not a curated record
UUCGAGUACCCGGAGUGCCAGUCAACCAUCUACGGCCAAUCCACCGCCCCGACCAUGAGCGACACCGUCGUCAUCACCGUCGACAACUCUCUCAUCGGCAAGAGCGGCGCCAUCCAAUGGCCAGGCGUCCGCACGGCAGCUACGCCGUCCGCAGACGGGAUUGAGAGCGUGGUGUUCACGUACAGAUUCAUGGAGGACCAGCCCACAGUGUUCACCGACGUGCAGGGAAGCGAGGCUGAGCCGUGCGCCGGCGGCAGCGCAUGCACCAGCACCAACACGGUAGACAGUGCAGUCAGUGCGCCAUGGACAGACGAGGAACGGACCGCCGACGACUGCGUGCGCACAACCGAUCGAGAAGUCCUGCUGUACGGUGGCGACGGCAGGGUCCGUGCCGCCGCCGUGUGCCAAGAAGCGCAGCUUAUGGCCGGUAACUCUGUUAUCUACCUCAACGACGAAGGCCCGGUCGAGCGGCUCCUUCAAUGGGUUGCAGGUAUAUGCGGGGGCAGCGGCCAUGCCUGCGCCGAAGCGCAAAUCAUGGCCAAUAACCCUUAUGUCCACCAGAAUGGCCUGGUCCAUUGGCUCCUCCGGUAGUCUCUCGGCAGUUACGCGCUGUUCAAAGUGAGGUUUGAAGGUCAAAGAAAUCACAGUUUGAAAUCCCCACCGCCCGGUCUUGUUAGUACCCAAUAUCGAAGCCAUGGAGGACAUUUAAGCUAGCUUUGGAAAUGCUUUGAGUCUCAUCAGGUGAUGUCAAUCACAGAACACGUCUGCCUAUAUCCCAAUGUUUAUGUCCAAGCAAAUCCUCGCGUUCGCAGCCUUCUUGAUUUCUCCUUUUCUUUUCAUUGUAAAUAAACAUCGUCCAUUUUCCUUGCCGCUGCUUCGAGUUUGUAAGUUUUUUCGCAGGUGUAUUUCUUUGUAAUCUAGUGGAUAGAUAUGUGAUUGUGUAAAUGUGUAAUUUAUCGGUCACUGAAUGUAUGAUAAUCCAGAUGUUUGUAAUAACUAUACAUCUAAUAAUAUUUUUGU